Molecule: messenger RNA, 13011 nt
Organism: Penicillium angulare
Lineage: Eukaryota; Fungi; Ascomycota; Eurotiomycetes; Eurotiales; Aspergillaceae
Exons: 3
Coding region: 1-13011 (4336 amino acids)
Biological process (GO): microtubule-based movement
Cellular component (GO): dynein complex
Molecular function (GO): minus-end-directed microtubule motor activity; ATP hydrolysis activity; dynein light intermediate chain binding
Source: RefSeq, a predicted model, not a curated record
AUGGAAGUUGCUGCGCCAGGGGCGCCAAAUGGCGUUUCUAUGCCAGAUCCGGCAGCUCUGGUGGAUUCAGGUGCUGUGGUCCAGUACCUGACAGACGUUCUCCAGGUGACACUGGGGGCUCUGAAAACCGAGUUGGAAAGCGCUGGGAGCUUGCUCUCCUCCGCCAGAUACAACGACACUCUGCAGCGAUGCACGCGAUUUGCGUCUGAAUCGCAGGUCGCGGUUUACGUGCAGAAGGAUAUUGUGGCUGCAGAAGAGACAAAUGGCGAAACGGACGCUGCUGAACCUUCGAUACAGUAUAUCUAUACAUUAUCUUCCGAAAUCUCCUCCGCCUCUACUACCGUUUCGUCCGUGGCCUUUAUCAAACGCCCUGCCCCUAUCGACCCUACUCUCUCAAUCGCCGCCCAAAUUCAAGUCAUGAAUCUGCCUGGACCUGCAUCUCUUAACAAUGCUCAGUCACAGCAGGGAACUUCUUUGUCACCCUUCCAGGUCAUCCACCUGAUGCUUCACCAUGGUCUGACGCCUUACUUCGAAGCCAACACUCGUAACCAGGAAAAACUCUCAGGCACCAAGCCGCGAACGGAUACGGAGGCGAAGACCGGAAUUCCAGGCACGAAGAAGAGGUUUGCGGAAUUGGAACUCGGUUUGAUGCAUCUCCAGCAAAAUGUGGAGAUCCCAGCUUUAAACUUGCCUUUGCACGAGGUAGUCCAGGCCGCAUUGAAAGAGGCCGAGACACAGGGUACCAGGCCAUCCGUCGAGCUUAUUCCGUCAACCGUCUUAGAUAAUAGUGCGUUUACAAACAGUAUCCAAAACACCGUGAAUGGAUGGAUUAGGUCGAUCCAGACCAUCACUAAGAUAUCGCGGGAUCCAGAGGGAGACUCAGCAUCUCCGGAGGUCAACUUCUGGCUAUCCAUGGAAUCGGCUUUGGAGGGAAUUGAGGCCCAGCUGCAGGGCGAUGGCGUGAAAUUGACAAUGGACAUCCUGCGUCAUGCUAAGCGCUACCAGCCCACCCUCAGUUUCCAGGCUGAUACAGGUUUGAAAGAUGCCACCGAAUUGGUCCAGAAGUACAACCAGCUCAUGCGCGAUUUUCCUUUGGACGAGUUGCUCUCUGCAACCUCUCUGCAAAAAGUUCAAGAGUCCCUGGGCUUGAUUUUCAAUCAUUUGAACAAGAAGCUGAAGAUUUGCCCCUACCCAAUCAAGCGAGCGCUUUCCCUUGUUGAGGCUAUUUCUGGAGACUUAGACAAGCGGAUCCACGAACUCAUUAAUGGACGUGAGAUCCUUCACCUUGAUUAUCGCGAUUUCCGCUCAUUGAUGAAGGUGACCCAAGCAAUUUGGCGCACUUGGGAUGAGAACCUCAAAGAAUUUACCAAUGUGGCCCGUGAAUCAACAAGACGUCGCAAUGAAAAAUUCAUUCCAAUCAAGAUAAAUGCUAGAAUCGAUAAUGUUCGUGAAAGAUUGAAGUACAUUGAUACCUUCCGAGUCAACCACGAGCAGCUUCAGAAGACUAUCAUCAAUGUUCUUGGGCCUAAAUCCUCGACCUCGGAGUCUGGAGUCGUGGAUGCUGAUGGCGCUGUUAUUGUGGAGGAAAUCGGUGAUGUCGAUGCCGUUGAGGAAGUCACCCACGCAUAUGCUGCUCUCCAGAAUAUUGACGUUUUGGAUGUUUCUGAAAAAGGAGCGCGAGACUGGGAAAAUGCCGAGAUCGGCUACAGUGAGCGCACAUCUCGCGUUGAAAACUCAAUUAUCGCUCGCCUCCGUGAUCGUCUCGCCACUGCUAAGAAUGCCAAUGAGAUGUUCCGUGUCUUCUCCAAAUUCAACGCUCUGUUGGUUCGGCCUAAGAUUCGAGGAGCUAUCGGUGAAUAUCAAACACAGCUCAUUGACAACGUGAAGCGGGACAUAUCCGCUCUCCACGAGCGAUUCAAGCAGCAAUAUGGCCACUCAGAGGCUCAUGCAAUGGCCCAGCUGCGUGAUUUACCACCUGUAUCUGGAGCUAUCAUCUGGGCUCGACAGAUUGAACGCCAGCUUGAUGGCUAUAUGCGCAAAGUUGAGAACGUUCUUGGAGAAGACUGGCAUCUGCAUGCCGAAGGUGAAAAGCUUCAGGCUGAAGGCAAUCUGUUUCGCAAGAAGCUGGACACGCGGCUCGUAUUCGAGUCGUGGCUUUACGAUGUGCAAAGACGGCAUAUCACGAUUUCUGGCCGACUCUUCAACGUUAUAAGGAACCGUGCCGCAGGAAAUACGCUUGAACUCACCGUAAAUUUCGAUGCUCAGAUCAUCGCCCUGUUCAAAGAGGUUCGCAACCUUAUCUGGCUGAACUUCCAAGUUCCUCAUGCUGUUAGCAACAUCUCUAAAGAGGCUAAACGUGUUUAUCCAUAUGCGAUAAGCUUGAUGGAGAGUGUGCGAACUCUUUUGCAGACCAACCGUACCAUUGCCUCAAUGUCUGAUGUCUCUAUUCUUCUUAAUGGUUACGUUAAUGACUCACAAGCCAUGGUCAGCAAGGGCAUUCCUUUGCGAUGGGAGUCUUUUGUCCAUUCCUAUGAGCUUCACGUUAAACAAUCGGCUCUGGCCAAUGGAUCUAUUGACCCCUCCAAGCCUAGGGGCAACGAAAGCAAGCAUGUUCAAUUUGUUCGAGAGUUCGCUGGCUCAGCUUCCGUUCUCCAGAACAAGACCGCUGUUUUAUCAUCCAUCAAUGAAAGCAUCCAAAAGGCAGUUCACGAGUUGAAGACAUGCUCCUACAAUGCCACUGCUUUCAAGCAGCGACUAGACAUAAUCCAAACUGCAGUGGAUAAGCUCAAUCUCGAGAACUACGUCAAUCUUGAAUACUGGGUCUCUGAACUCAAUGGCAAGAUCGAAGCCAUUCUUCGCGAGCGGCUGCUCCGUGCGGUCCGCGAAUGGAUCACCACAUUCCAGCAGUCUCGCAAUGAAAGCUUUUCCCUUCAAACAAAUGGUGAAUCAGAGGCUACUGCGUACAGCAUUGAGUUUUCUGAGCUCUUCCAUGAAAUUUCGAUGAAGAACCAAGUUCUUCAUUUGGAUCCGCCUCUGCAAUUUGCUCGUGCCAGCUGGUUCUCGCACUUUGACUCAUGGCUUGGCGUGAUCUGCAAUCUCGAGAAAAUCAAAGCAACUCGCUAUCAAAUUUCCCUUGAUGUGCAAAGCGUUCGUCAGUCUGAAGCUUGCUUCGCUGAUCUUCCGCAGCACUGUACUACUGAGUUGAACCAAGUUUAUAGCGUGGUGGAAUCUCGACUGAAGGAUGUGUCAGAAUACGUUGAUAAGUGGCUGCAAUUCCAAUCUCUCUGGGACUUGCAAUCUGAUCAGGUUUACGAUAUCCUUGGAGAUGAUCUUUCUCAGUGGCUUCAACUGCUUCAAGAAAUCAGAAAGAGUCGCGCUACAUUCGACACCUCUGAAGUCAGCCGGGCCUUCGGAAACAUUCGCAUUGACUAUGAGCAAGUUCAAACCAAGGUCAAUGCCAAAUACGAUCAGUGGCAGCAUGAGAUCUUGCAGAAAUUCGGCGCCAAACUUGGCGCUCGCAUGCGAGAAGUACACUCAGAGAUCGCUGCAGCUCGCCGUGAUCUAGAGGGACAGACACUGGAAGCCUCUUCCACGGCCCACGCCGUCUCCUUUAUUACAAUCGUUCAGCAAUGCAAGCGAAAGACUCGAAUCUGGGAGCCCGAGGUUGACAUGUUCCGCCAAGGCCAAACCACUCUCGCUCGUCAGCGCUAUCAAUUCCCAAGUGACUGGCUUCACGUGGAGAAUGUGGAUGGCGAAUGGGCCGCCCUGAACGAGUUGCUUACUCGAAAAAGCAAAAUCGUCCAUGACCAAACCGAAGGACUUCGCGCAAAAAUUGCCGCGGAAGAUCGUGUCAUCGGUGACAAGAUCGCCGAGGUUAUCGGGCAAUGGAACGAUGAGAAGCCUGUUUCAGGCACAAUCCCUCCAGAGGAGGCGUCUCGCACCCUCAGCUCUUUCCAGUCCCGUCUUGAGUCCCUCCAGUCCGAGUUUGAGAUGGUCUCUAAAGCCAAGGAAGCUCUUGAUCUUCCUGCCAGCUCCGAGUCAUCAUUGCCUGCCAUCCUUGAGGAAGUCCAGGACUUCAUGUCCGUGUGGGCAGCACUUUCUACAAUCUGGAAGAGCUUGAACGAUCUUCGUGACGGACUCUGGACUAGCGUUCAGCCCCGAAAGCUCCGCCAGUCUCUGGAUGGGUUGAUCAAAAUGACCAAGGAAAUGCCUAGCCGCAUGAGACAAUACGCUGCAUUCGAGCACAUUCAGAAUGUCCUUCGCCAACUUUUGAAAGUCAACUCUCUGCUGUCCGACAUGAAGUCUGAAGCAGUCAAGGAAAGACACUGGCAAAAGAUUUACAAAUCCUUGAAACCUGGCAAACGAUUUUCCCUAGUGUCGCUGACUCUGGGUGAUGUCUGGGAUUUGCAACUUGCCACGAGUGAAAACAUUAUUCGUGGUGUGAUCGCGCAGGCCCAGGGCGAAAUGGCCCUCGAGGAAUUCUUGAAGUCUGUUCGCGAGACAUGGCAGAACUACUCCCUGGAUCUUGUCAACUACCAAAACAAGUGUCGUCUUAUCCGUGGUUUCGAUGACUUAUUUGCCAAAUGCAGUGAGAAUCUUAACUCCCUGCAAGCGAUGAGGCAUUCGCCAUACUACAAGGAGUUCGAAGAGGAAGCCACCUCUUGGGAAGAUAAGCUUAACCGUGUUCAUGUUCUCUUUGAUGUCUGGAUUGAUGUUCAGAGACAAUGGGUCUAUCUUGAGGGUGUCUUUACAGGAAACGCAGAUAUCAAGCAUCUGCUGCCUCUUGAGUCCAGCCGCUUCCAGAACAUUAAUUCGGAAUUCUUCGCUGUCAUGAAGAAGGUGUACAAGUCUCCAUUUGUCCUGGACGUUCUCGCAAUCAACGGUGUCCAGAAGUCUUUGGAAAGAUUGGCUGAACUGCUCAACAAGAUCCAGAAGGCUCUUGGUGAAUAUCUGGAACGCGAACGUGUUUCCUUCCCUCGAUUUUACUUCGUCGGAGAUGAAGAUCUGCUCGAGAUCAUUGGUAACAGCAAUGACAUCUUCCGCGUUGCCAAGCACUUCAAGAAGAUGUUUGCCGGUUUGUCGGGCAUUCUCAUGGAUGAUGAUAACAACAUUGUUGGUAUCACCUCCAAGGAAGGCGAAGAGGUUCGAUUGAAACGCGAGGUCAACCUUAUCAAAACACCCAGAAUCAACGAUUGGCUCACUGCGCUGGAGAACGCCAUGAAGUUGACACUUGCAGAGCUUCUUGGCGAGGCUGUUGAGCAGUUUGACACUCUCUACAGCGCCCCCGAAGUCGACCGAACUGCCUUUAAUGACUUCCUGGCCAACUAUCCUGCCCAAGUUGUUGUUCUUGCUAGUCAGGUCGUGUGGACAAAUGUCGUACAAAAGUCCCUGGAGGAAGGUGGCAGCAACCUCUCUACCUUGCAAGAUUCACAAAUCAGAAUCCUCGAGUUACUGGCCGCCACUGUGCUUGGAGAGCUCGAUGCUAUCACCCGCAAGAAAUGUGAACAUAUGAUUACCGAGUUUGUUCACCAACGUGAUACCAUUGCUAAAUUAAUCGAGUUCAAUGCCACUACACCAACCCACCACCUUUGGCUACUCCAGAUGCGUUAUGUCUACCAGCCCGAGGGUGAUUUCCUUCAGCGUCUCUAUGUCCACAUGGCAAACGCCAAGCUCAACUAUGGUUUCGAGUACUUGGGUGUCCCAGAGCGACUUGUCCGCACCCCGCUUACAGACCGAUGUUUCCUUACUCUUACCCAGGCUCUUUGCCAGAGACUCGGUGGUUCUCCGUACGGUCCUGCCGGUACCGGAAAAACAGAGUCUGUUAAGGCUUUGGGUCUUCAAUUGGGUCGUUUCACCCUUGUAUUCUGCUGUGAUGAUACCUUCGAUUUCCAGGCCAUGGGCCGUAUCUUCCUUGGUAUCUGCCAAGUUGGCGCUUGGGGUUGUUUCGACGAGUUUAACCGUCUGGAGGAACGCAUUUUGUCUGCGGUCUCUCAGCAAAUCCAAAACAUUCAGAUUGGACUGCGAAAGGACGAAGAUUCUAAGACUCAAAUCGAACUCGUCGGAAGGAAGCUAGCUGUUAACCCCAACACUGGUAUCUUUAUCACCAUGAACCCUGGUUAUGCAGGCCGAUCCAACUUGCCCGACAACUUGAAGAAAUUGUUCCGUAGUGUCGCCAUGUCCAAACCCGAUAAGGAACUCAUUGCCGAGGUCAUGUUGUUCUCCCAAGGUUUCAAACAAGCCAAGCCUUUGUCUAAGCAAACUGUGCCAUUCUUCGAUCAUUGUGCUGCUCAAUUGACCAACCAAGCUCAUUACGACUUCGGUCUCCGUGCUUUGAAGAGUGUCCUUGUAAGCUCUGGUGGUCUUAAACGUGCCCGUCUCGCGCAAUCGGAGGGAGAUCUUGGUCCCGAUGAUGUUAUAGAACCCCAGAUUAUCGUUCAGAGCUUGCGUGAAACCAUUGCGCCCAAGCUUGUACAGGAAGAUGUCGACAGAAUGCUUGGAAUUCAGAUGGAAGACUUCCCUGGUGUUGACUAUGUUCCUGCCAACUUCGAAAAACUUACCCAAGCAAUCCGGGACAUUGCCCAUGAACAACACUUCGUUGACAGCGAUAUGUGGAUCGCUAAGGCUCUUCAACUGUACCAAAUCCAGAGCAUCCACCAUGGUGUCAUGAUGGUUGGAAAGUCCGGAGCUGGAAAAUCUGCUGCUUGGAAAAUUCUUCUGCAGGCUAUGCAACGCGUUGAAGGCGUAGAGGGUGUCUUCCACAUUAUUGACUCCAAGGUUAUGUCAAAGGAAGCCCUCUAUGGUAACCUUGACAGCACUACUCGCGAGUGGACUGACGGUCUCUUCACUGGUAUCCUCAGAAAGAUCGUCGACAACCUUCGAGGUGAAGACAGCAAGCGCCACUGGAUUGUCUUUGAUGGUGAUGUUGAUCCCGAGUGGGUUGAGAACUUGAACAGUGUGUUGGAUGACAACAAACUGCUCACCCUCCCCAACGGAGAGCGUCUCAAUCUGCCCCAGAAUGUUCGCAUCAUGUUUGAAGUCGAGAGUCUGAAAUACGCUACCCUCGCUACUGUCAGUCGUUGUGGUAUGGUAUGGUUUAAUGCUGAUACUGUCACUGCUUCUAUGAUGAUAUCCAAUUACGUCGAGGGCCUCAAAACGAAGACUUUCGAAGACUUGGACGAUGAUAGUGCUCCUGCCGGAACGACUGCCGCCAAGACACAGGACACACAAGAUUCACUUUCCACGAUUCUCAAACAGCAUCUUGAAACUGAUGACAUCGUUCUCAAGUCAUUGGAUGAAGCGAAGAAGUACAAUCACAUCAUGGAGUUUACCGAUAUUCGGGGAUUGAACACCCUAUUCAGCUUACUGAACAAGGCCUGCCGCAAUGUUUUGGAGUACAAUGUGCAACAUGUUGACUUCCCUCUAGACCCCGAACAGAUAGAGUCUUACAUCUCUAAGAAGCUUUUGCUUACACUCGUCUGGUCUUUUACUGGUGAUUGUCCACUUACAGAUCGCAAGGCCUUUGGUCAAUGGCUUACUGGUACAUCAACUAUUGAUCUGCCACCAGAUGGAGACUCAUCUCUCAUUGAUUUCGAUGUCACGCUGCCCAAGUCGGAAUGGACAAGCUGGCAAUCGCAGGUGCCUUCAAUUGACAUAAACACCCAUUCGGUCACUCAGACUGAUGUUAUUAUCCCAACUGUGGAUACUGUCCGACACGAGGAUGUCCUCUACUCCUGGCUCGCCGAGCACAAGCCUUUGCUUCUCUGCGGUCCUCCUGGAUCUGGUAAAACAAUGACCCUGUUCGCUGCUUUGAGAAAACUGCCAAACAUGGAGGUUGUCGGCCUCAAUUUUUCCAGCGCGACUACUCCGGAUCUCCUGAUCAAGACCUUUGAGCAGUACUGCGAGUACAAGAAGACACUUAAUGGUGUUGUGAUGUCACCUAACCAGAUUGGUCGUUGGCUGGUCGUCUUCUGCGACGAGAUUAACUUGCCCGCCCCCGAUCGCUAUGGUACUCAGCGUGCUAUCUCCUUCCUGCGUCAACUUGUGGAGCAGAAUGGCUUCUGGCGUACCUCUGACAAGACCUGGGUCUCUCUGGACCGCAUUCAGUUUGUCGGGGCUUGUAACCCCCCAACCGACGCUGGUCGUACCCCUAUGGGUGAACGUUUCCUUCGCCAUGCACCCCUUAUCAUGGUCGAUUACCCCGGAGAGAUCUCUCUCAACCAGAUCUACGGCACAUUUAACUCGGCCGUUCUCAAGAUUCUGCCAUUACUUCGUGGAUACUCUGAAGCUCUUACCAAGGCGAUGGUCCAGUUCUACCUUGAAUCGCAGUCGAGAUUCACACCCAAGAUUCAACCUCACUACGUCUACUCUCCUCGUGAGUUGACUCGCUGGGUUCGCGGUGUUUACGAGGCUAUUAAGCCUCUCGAAACACUCACGAUCGAAGGCCUGGUCCGUAUUUGGGCCCAUGAGGCUCUACGUCUCUUCCAGGAUCGAUUAGUUGCUGAGGAUGAGAGAGCUUGGACUGCUGACGCUGUUCGCCGCAUUGCCCUGGAGCAUUUCCCUACAAUCGACGACCAGGAAGCAUUGAAGGGCCCCAUUCUGUUUUCCAACUGGCUUUCCAAGCACUAUGUGCCCGUUGAGCAAGAGCGACUUCGUGAUUUCGUGAAGGCCCGUCUGAAGACCUUCUGCGAAGAGGAGGUUGACGUUCCUUUGGUCUUGUUCAAUGACGUUCUUGAGCAUGCCUUGCGCAUUGAUCGAGUCUUCCGCCAACCUCAAGGUCAUCUUAUCUUGAUCGGUGUUAGUGGAAGUGGAAAAACAACACUGUCUCGUUUUGUUGCUUGGAUGAAUGGCCUGAAGGUAUUCCAAAUCAAGGUCCACGGUAAAUACUCUUCUGAGGACUUCGACGAUGAUCUCAGAAGCGUUCUCCGUCGCGCUGGUUGUAAGGGUGAGAAAAUUUGUUUCAUCAUGGAUGAAGCCAAUGUGCUUGACUCUGGUUUCUUGGAGCGCAUGAACACCUUGCUUGCCAACGCCGAGGUUCCUGGUCUUUUCGAAGGCGAUGAAUUCUCCUCUCUCAUGACGGCCUGUAAAGAAGGUGCUCAGCGCCAGGGCUUGCUUCUUGACUCUCAAGAGGAACUUUACAAGUGGUUCACACAACAGAUCGUUAAGAACUUGCACGUUGUAUUCACCAUGAACCCACCGGAAGAAGGCCUUUCCUCCAAGGCAGCCACUAGUCCAGCCUUGUUCAAUCGUUGCGUGUUGAACUGGAUGGGUGACUGGUCCGACCAAGCUCUCUUCCAAGUCGGAUCUGAAUUGACUCAAUCAGUCGAUCUAGACAAGCCGAACUUUACCUCUCCUGACAGCAUUCCUGUGGCUUAUCGCGAAUUAUCCCUCCCUGCGUCACACAGAGAUACUGUUGUCAACUCUAUGGUGUACAUUCAUCACUCCCUUCACCGUAUUAACGAGCGCCUGCAUAAGCAACAAGGACGCUCCACAUUCCUGACUCCUCGUCAUUACCUUGACUUUGUUGCACAAUACGUCAAGCUCUUCAAUGAAAAGCGCGAGGACCUGGAGGAGCAACAACGCCACUUGAACGUUGGUCUUGAGAAGCUCCGUGACACCGUCGACAAAGUCAGCGAUUUGCGUGGUAGUCUUGCUCAGAAGAAGACUCAAUUAGAGAAGAAGGACGCUGAAGCCAAUGAGAAAUUGCAGCGCAUGGUUGCAGAUCAACAGGAAGCAGAACAGCGCAAGACGGUUUCGCUUGAGGUUCAAGCUGCACUAGAAAAGCAAGAGAAGGAGGUUGCGGAGCGAAGAGAGGUUGUCUUGCACGACUUGGCAAGAGCCGAACCUGCUGUGAUGGAGGCCCAGCGGAGUGUCAGCAAUAUUAAACGUCAACAUCUGACUGAAGUCCGAUCAAUGGGUAACCCUCCAGCCAGUGUUCGACUUGCGUUGGAAGCCGUGUGCACACUUCUAGGUCACAAGGUCGAUAGUUGGAAGACAAUCCAGGGUCUCGUCCGCCGAGAUGACUUCAUUGCCAGUAUCGUCAAUUAUGACAAUGAACGCCAGAUGACUCGAAACCACCGUGCCAAAAUGCAGAAUGAGUUUUUGUCCAAGGAAGACUUCACCUACGAGCGUGUGAACCGUGCCAGUAAGGCCUGUGGUCCCUUGGUCCAGUGGGUCGAGGCUCAAGUAAACUAUUCCGAGAUUUUGGAUCGCGUUGGCCCCUUGCGAGAGGAGGUCGAUCAACUCGAGGAACAAGCUUUCCAGACCAAGGCUGAGGCGCAGACUAUUGAAACUACCAUUCAAAGUUUGGAGAGCAGUAUUGCCACCUACAAGGCUGAAUACGCUGCACUUAUCAGCGAAACCCAGGCCAUCAAGACUGAAAUGUCCCGGGUUCAGUUCAAGGUUGAUCGGAGUGUGCGUCUGCUUGAUUCCUUGGCGUCUGAGCGUGAACGUUGGGAGGAAGGUAGCAAGUCCUUCGAAACUCAGAUCAGCACUCUCGUCGGCGAUGUGCUCAUUGCAGCUGCUUUCCUUGCCUAUGCUGGUCUUUACGAUCAGCAGUUCCGUAAGGCGAUGGUGGAUGACUGGGUGCACCAGCUUGCUCAGUCUGGCAUCCACUUCAAGCCCCAUAACCCCAUCACCGAGUACCUGUCCAAUGCCGAUGAGCGUUUGACUUGGCAAGAAAACUCUCUCCCUGUGGAUGACCUCUGCACUGAGAAUGCCAUUGUCCUGAAGCGCUUCAACAGAUACCCUCUGAUCGUCGACCCAUCUGGCCGAGUGACCGAGUUCCUGCAGAAAGAAAGCAAGGACCGCAAGCUUACCGUCACGAGCUUCUUGGAUGACUCCUUUGUUAAACAGUUGGAGAGUGCCCUGCGUUUUGGCAACCCAAUCCUUAUCCAGGAUGCAGAGCAUUUGGACCCAAUUCUCAACCAUGUUCUCAACAAGGAAUACCAGAAGACUGGAGGUCGUGUACUGAUCCAGCUUGGCAAGCAGGAGAUCGAUUUCUCCCCAUCCUUCAGACUGUUCUUGUCUACUAGAGAUCCGUCUGCCUCGUUCCCGCCAGAUGUGUGCAGUCGUACCACCUUUGUCAACUUUACAGUCACCCAAAGCAGUUUGCAGACGCAAUCUCUGAACGAUGUAUUGAAAUUUGAGCGUCCAGAUGUCGACGAACGCCGCAACAAUUUGGUCAAGAUGCAAGGUGAAUUCAAGGUCCAUCUCCGCUCCCUUGAGAAGCGUCUUCUGCAGGCUCUUAACGAGUCUCGUGGAAACAUUUUGGAUGAUGACAACGUUAUCGAGACAUUGGAAACCCUCAAGAAGGAGGCUGCCGAUAUUUCAAUCAAGAUGUCCGAGACUGAAGGCGUUAUGACAGAGGUUGAGACUAUCACUCAGCAAUACAGCAUUAUUGCCCGAGCUUGCAGUGCUGUUUUCGCUGUUCUAGAACAGCUCCACCACAUCAACCAUUUCUACCAGUUCUCUCUACAGUACUUCGUGGAUAUUUUCAACGCCGUUCUCUACCAAAACAAGCGUCUUGCCCAAGAGAAGGAUCACUCGGCCCGCGUGCAGAUUAUUAUUCGAGACCUGUUCAUCACAACCUACCAACGAACCUCGCUAGGCUUGGUUCAAAAGGACCGCAUUACUCUGGCCAUUCUGCUUGCCCAUGCCACUCCAUUCCCAAUGGACAGAGCCCUUCUCGACCACAUCCUGGACGAGUCAGUUGAGGACGCCGAUCUUUCGACCACCACAGACAUCCGCGAGCAAGUGACGAGCAAGCUCCUGAACAUGUCCCUGUUCAAGGAAUAUGUCCCCAACAUCCCUCAAGAUCAGUGGGAUCGCUUCUUCGGCGAAGAACUUGCCGAGAAUGCCGUCCCAGUUGUUUGGGAAGAGAGCACCCCCAAGCUUGACCAACUGCUUCGCUCAUUGCUUCUUGUCAAACUCUGCCGCAUGGAUCGAUUUGUUCCCGCCGCUGAGCGAUUUAUCGAGGCUGUCUUCGGCCGUGAGCUAUUCGAGGGUAGCAGUGAUCUCAAGGAUGUCGUUGAUCAAGUCACGGCAACCACCCCUAUCUCUCUUAGCUCCAGCCCCGGCUUCGACGCCAGUUACAAGGUCGACGCAUUGGUUGAACGCACCCACUCUACUUGUGCCAAUAUUGCCAUGGGUUCAAAUGAGGGUCUCGAAAGUGCCGACAAAGCUAUCAGCAACGCCGCUGCCACAGGUAACUGGGUAUUGGUCAAGAACGUCCACUUGGCGCCCUCGUGGUUGCAAAGCCUGGAAAAGAGGCUCGAUUCCCUCAAGCCUCACAAGGAAUUCCGACUCUUCCUCUCUAUGGAAUCUAGUCCUAAGAUUCCUGUCAACCUUAUCCGUGCUUCUCGCGUGCUUAUGUAUGAGCAGCCUGCUGGUGUCCGUGCCAACAUGAAGGAUUCUAUGUCUUCAUUGACUACCCGAGCUAGCAAGGCUCCUGUUGAAAAGGCCCGUGUCUAUCUAUUGCUAUGCUUCUUCCAUGCCGUCGUUCAAGAAAGAUUACGCUACGCUCCUAGCCUUGGAUGGAAGGGCUUCUGGGAAUUCAACGACAGUGAUUACGAAUGCUCUGCCUGGAUCAUCGAUCACUGGGUUGAUACAGUCGCUCAAGGCCGUUCCAACGUGGCUCCCCAGAAACUUCCUUGGGAGAUGAUCCGAACUCUCAUUGCCGAGAUGUACGGUGGAAAGAUCGAUGACGCCGCCGAUUUCCAGCAGCUCCAGAAUCUGGUGGAUAGCUUCCUUACACCUGCCGCCUUUGAAGAUGACUAUAAGCUUGUUUCUGGUGUCGAGAAUGACGAGCUCCUCACUCUGCCUACUGGUACAAGCAUUCGUGACUUCAUCGCUUGGGUUAAUAACCUUCCUGAGCGUGAGCCACCUACUUACCUCGGACUUCCGGCUAAUGCUGAGAAGUUGCUGUUGGUUGGUCAUGGACGCAAGAUGAUCUCUGAUUUGUCGCGUGUUACUACUCUUCUUGAUGAAGGGGAGCAAUUGAUGAUUGAUAAUUAG